UGUCUCAACUGCACUAGGUUUUCACAAGUCUACAGGACAUCAUAACAAUGCUCUUUUCCCUUCAACCAUAUUAUAUGUGGUGCAUCAUCAACCCUUAAAGUCUGAAAAAGGAAUACCUAUAAAUGAUAGUACCUUAUUGCUUGAAAACAUCUCUUUAGUAAAUCUUUUGAUAGGUGAUGUCUUAAUUACCUAUUCUUAGGUUUCACAUAAGGAAACAAAAAAUCUGGGUUCAAAGGCAAUAGUUGGAAAAAUAAUUGGCCUUAUAAGUAUAGAAAUGUGAUUCAAAACACAUCACUUCUACUUAUUAUUUGUGAUAUGGAGAAAUGUCUUUAAAAUUAUUUUAAAAUGUCUUCAAGAUUCUUUGAACUUUUAUGUUUUCAUCUGUUGAACUGAGGUAAUAACUGCACUGCAGAAUUAAAUGUUAAUGUGUAUAGACUAUCAAAACAUAGAGGGCUGCCAAAAUCUAUGUAUUGCUAUAUGGCUUCAGUAAGCAUGAAUUCACUCUUCUCUAGUAGGUACUGGGGGUGUUGGUUUCUGGGGCCACAGGCAAGACUCAUGGCAGCAAAGUAGAUCCUAAUAGGGAAAUCCAGGUUGGUUAGCCCAGAGAAUCUUGAAAGUCAUAGCUCUAGCAUAGGGGAAAGGCUUCACAUGGGCAGAUAGUUAUACAGUGGUCAAGGUUUUAGGUUGAUUUCUACUGCUUCUGUGCAAAAGAUUUCAUGUCCAGGUCCAUCCCAGACACAUGAAGAUUGUUGUAGUUUGCGUUGUAUGGCUUGGUCUUUACCCUGAAAGAUAGGCCUAGAUGAGGAUCUAUUCAAUAUUACCGAACAACCUAGGCUGGGUUUAGUUGGCUUGAUAAUUGUGAGAAUUAAGGCAGUGUGGGUGUCUGAAUCUAGCUUUGGUACAAGAGUGCCUGUGCUCUUAUACACUCUUGCGUGGCUUAUAUCUGUAGGUACAGGGAAGGGCCUGGGUUUAUCUGGAUUUCUAUAUCCCCUGACACGUGUUCAUGUGUUUGGGAUGGUGGAGAGUGAGCAAGGACAGUGGGAAGCAGGAAUAAAGAAGAAAGAAGAAAAGCUAUAUUACCUUAAAUAAUUUUUGGUGUUCUGAGAUACACCAGACCUCAAGGCCUCUUUUUCCUCUCCCAGCUCUGGCAUCUUUGAAAUUGGCUUCUCUAAUAGAGAGAACCUGAGGAAGAUCAGCAGUUUGAAAGCCAUGGCCUGGGUGCCAUUGACAUUCAGUGAUGUUGCCAUAGACUUUUCUCAGGAGGAGUGGGAAUGCCUAAAUUCCGAUCAGAGGGAUUUGUACAGAGAUGUGAUGUUGGAGAAUUAUACUAACUUGAUCUCACUGGACAUUGAUUUUACAACUGAAACCAACAAGUUAUCUUCAGGAGAAAGCAGUUAUGAAGUAAAUUCAUACCAUCGGGAGACAAUGAAAAGGAGUAAAACCUUCAACCUCAUGAGGUUUAUUUUCAGAAAUGACCCACAAUGCAGAAUUGAAUUUGGGAGAGAACAGGGGCCUAACAUAGGAUGUUAUAGUCAAAUGACACUUACAAAACAUAUAUCUCUUCCUCUACGUCAGAGAAUUCACACUAGUGAGAAAUCCUAUGAAUGUAAGGAAUGUAGGAAGGGCUUUAGAAAAUAUUCAUGCCUUACUGAACAUUUGAGAGACCAUAAUGGUGUGAGACCCUAUGAAUGUAAGGAAUGUGGAAAGGAUUUUAUAGUUCUCCAGCAUUUUAUUAGACAUAAAAAAAUUCACACUGAUUUGAAACCCUAUGAAUGUAAUGGAUGUGAGAAGGCCUUUAGGUUUUAUUCACAGCUUAUUCAACAUCAGAUCAUUCAUACUGGUGUAAAACCCUAUGAAUGUAGGCAAUGUGGGAAGUCUUUUAGACGUUAUUCUCACCUUACUGAACAUCAGAAAAUUCAUAUUGGUUUGAAACCCUAUAAAUGUAAGGAAUGUGGGGAAACUUUUAGAUUGUAUCGACAUAUGUGCCUACAUCAGAAAAUUCAUCAUGGUGUGAAACCCUAUAUAUGCAAGGAAUGUGGGAAGGCCUUUGGUCAUCGUUCAAGUCUUUAUCAACAUAAGAAAAUUCAUUCUGGUGAGAAACCAUAUAGAUGUAAACAAUGUGGAAAGGCCUUCGUUCGCAGCUAUCUACUUAUUGAACAUCAGAGAAGUCAUACUGGCGAGAAACCUCAUGAAUGUAAGGAAUGUGGAAAGGCCUUUAGUAGGGGCUCAAGCCUCCUUAAACAUAAGAGAAUUCAUAGUAGUGAGAAACUCUAUGAUUGUAAGGAAUGUGGGAAGGCCUUCUGCAGAGGCUCUCAACUUACACAACAUCAAAGAAUUCAUACUGGUGAGAAGCCACAUAAAUGCAAAGAAUGUGGGAAGACAUUUAAGCUUCAUUCAUACCUUAUUCAACAUCAGAUAAUUCAUACUGAUUUGAAACCAUAUGAAUGUAACCAAUGUGGGAAAGCCUUCAGUCGUGUUGGAGACCUUAAAACACAUCAGUCAAUUCAUGCAGGGGACAAACCCUUUGAAUGUAAGGAAUGUGGGAAAACCUUUAGACUUAAUUCUCAACUGGUUUAUCAUCAGACAAUUCAUACAGGUUUAAAACCAUAUAUAUGUAAAGAAUGUAAGAAGGCCUUUCGUUCUAUCUCAGGUCUUUCUCAACAUAAGAGAAUUCAUACUGGUGAAAAACCCUAUGAAUGUAAAGAAUGUGGCAAAGCCUUUAAUCGUAGUGAUCGACUUACUCAACAUCAGAGAAUUCAUACUGGUGUGAAACCACACAAAUGUAAGGAAUGUGGAAAGGCCUUUACUCGUUGCUAUCAACUUACUCAACAUCAAAGAUUUCAUAAUAGUGAGAAACUCUUGAUUUAAUAAUAAAAAAGCACUUAGCUUUGGCACAUCUUUUACCAUUAUCACUGUUCUACCACCUAAUGAUGUUAUGGUAAAGAUAAAAUUAUUUAAGAUAAAAUUUAAAUGCUUAGAGGGGCAUUUUGCACAUAAUAUUUGCUUAGUAAGUAUUGUGGUUUUUAAUGAUAAUCACUAUUUUUUAAAAUAUUUUAUUUAUUUAUUUAUUUAUUUAUUCAUGAGAGACACACACAGAGAGAGGCAGAGACACAGGCAGAGGGAGAAGCAGGCUCCAUGCAGGAAGCCCGACGCGGGACUCGAUCCCGGGUCUCCAGGAUCACGCCCUGGGCCGAAGGCAGGCACUAAACUGCUGAGCCACCCAGGGAUCCCUGAUAAUCACUAUUAAUACUAUACAUAAAUUCAUGUGGAAAGAAGACACUAUAAGCAUUUUUUUAAAAAUGUAUCAAGGUUCAUCCAUAUUUCCUUCAGAUAAUUCAUUCUGGACAAAAUUCCAUAGAAUAUAUUAAGACUUUUUUUAUUCAAAGCUCAACAUCCUGAAGACUAAUAAUAAGAAACCCUGUGCCUUUAUUGAAUAUUGAGAGUUCAGCUGUUGAAAAAUUGGAGAGUAGUUUGAAGAAACUUUCUUACAAUAAGUUCUACAAUACAGAUAACACAUAAUCCACAUGCCCUACAAUGGAAAGAAAUUAAAAAAGAACAAUUUGGCAGCCAAAGACCUAGGUUGACUUGGAAAAGUUUUUCUUCAAGUUUUUGAAAGUUUUCAAAUUUAUGUAAAAGGUACAAUAGUGUCACAGUGAAAUUUGUUUGCCUCCACCUAAAUUCAAUGUAUAUCUCUCGCAUAAAUAUGAACAUGUAUAUAUACAGAUGCACAUAUACCAUAUAUAAUUCUCAGUACAUAUUGUUUUUUUUUUCAAAGAUUCAUUUAUUUAUUCAUGACACACACAGAGAGACAGAGAUACAGGCAGAGGGAGAACCAGACACCUUGCAGGGAGUCUAAUGCGGGACUCAAUCCUGGAUCCCGGGAUCAUGACCUGAACUGAAGGCAGGCACCCCAACCGUUGAGCCACCCAGGUGUCCCUUCUUAUUACAUAUUGAGUAUAUUUACAUAUAUCAUUUUGCUGUGUUUUUUCAGUGAACGUUUUAGAUAUCACUUCACCUCUAAAAAGUCAACAUACAACUCUUAGAAUUAAGGAUAGGGCACCUGGGUGGCUCAGUGGUUGAGCAUCUGCCUUUGGGUCAGGUUGUGACCCCAGGGUCCUGGGAUCAGGUCCUGCAACAGGCUCCCUGCAGGGAGCCUGCUUCUCCCCCUGCCUAUAUCUCUGCCUUUCUCUCUGUGUCUCUCAUGAAUAAAUAAAUAAAAUCCUCUUUAAAAAUUAAGGAUAAAAAAAAUAAAAAUUAAGGAUAAUAUUCUAGAUGAUUAAACCAUUGUUACCUAAAAAGCACUAAUAAUAACCUUAUAUUGUUCUAUAAUAUUCAGCCCAUUUACAAAUUUCUCUGAUUGGUUAAACAAUGUAUUCUAGAAGUGCUGACUUUUUAAAACGCCAAAAACCAAACCAAGCCCAUAUAUUUUAUAUGACUAUGGCUUAUUGGGUCCAGUAAGAAUUGAUCAAGAAUUUACUCUCCACCUCCUUACAUUUUUUGAAGACUCAAAAGAAGUAACCUAUAUAAUUCCAUAUUUGUCCUGCUUUUUCUCAAAGUGGGCUUAACUUGUUCCUCUAUCCCUUGUAUUUAUUGUGAACUGAAGCUUAUGUCUAGAGGUUUGAUUAGGUUUCAGAUUAAACAUUUUUUACAAGACUGCUUCAUAGAUAAGUGUAUUUGAUAUAAAAUAUCAAAUACAAGUGAUACAAGUGAAACAUUGUUUGAUCUCUUCACUCAUAUAUUGACCACAAGUUCUCUCCAUUGUAUUGGUACAUUUUUUCUUUGCAAUUAGUAAUUCCUGUAAAGUCACAUUGGCACUCCAACUGAGAAAUUUAAACAGGCUAUUAUUUUAAAGAAAUUUUUUAAAAACC
This is a messenger RNA of Nyctereutes procyonoides (raccoon dog), 4868 nucleotides long. It is a transcript of the gene ZNF404, whose product is annotated as zinc finger protein 404. Gene Ontology annotation, molecular function: DNA-binding transcription factor activity; RNA polymerase II cis-regulatory region sequence-specific DNA binding. The transcript is spliced from 3 exons. NCBI's taxonomy places the organism in Eukaryota, Metazoa, Chordata, Mammalia, Carnivora, Canidae. Gene Ontology annotation, biological process: regulation of transcription by RNA polymerase II. The coding region runs from base 1210 to 2868 and encodes 552 amino acids. The record is from RefSeq and is a predicted model, not a curated record.